Eubalaena glacialis (North Atlantic right whale) is the source of this 1780-nucleotide messenger RNA. RefSeq names its product threonine synthase like 2 (gene THNSL2). The transcript has 9 exons. Gene Ontology annotation, biological process: 2-oxobutyrate biosynthetic process; dephosphorylation. The record is from RefSeq and is a predicted model, not a curated record. Gene Ontology annotation, molecular function: pyridoxal phosphate binding. Bases 82 to 1536 code for a protein of 484 amino acids. NCBI's taxonomy places the organism in Eukaryota, Metazoa, Chordata, Mammalia, Artiodactyla, Balaenidae.
CCGGGCACUCCCGCCGCGCCCGAUCCGCCUCCCGGGCCGCGCCCCGCCACUCCCAGAGCCUGGCACCAGGCCUCCAGGAUCAUGUGGUACGUCAGUACUCGGGGGAUGGCCCCACGGGUUGACUUUGAAGGGGCCCUUUUCUCUGGCUAUGCUCCGGAUGGGGGCCUCUACAUGCCCGAGGAGCUCCCUCAGCUGGACAGAGAGACCCUGCGUCAGUGGAGUGUGGUCUCCUACCCCAGCCUGGUGAAGGAGCUGUGUAGCCUCUUCAUUGGUCCUGAGCUCAUUCCAAGAGAUGACUUAAAUGAUCUGAUCGACCAAGCCUUCAGCAGAUUCCGACACAAAGAGGUGGUCCAUCUAUCCAGGUUGAGGAAUGGGCUGAACGUGCUGGAGCUGUGGCAUGGGGUCACCUACGCGUUUAAGGACCUGUCCCUGUGCUGCACAGCACGGUUCCUGCAGUACUUCCUGGAGAAGAGGAAGAAGCACAUCACCGUGGUUGUAGGAACUUCUGGGGACACGGGGAGUGCUGCCAUCGAGAGUGUUCAGGGGGCAGAGAACGUGGACCUCAUCGUUCUGCUACCCAAAGGUCGCUGCACAAAGAUUCAGGAGCUCCAGAUGACGACAGUGCUGAGAGAGAAUGUCCACGUGUUUGGAGUGGAGGGGAACAGCGAUGAACUGGACGAGCCCAUCAAGGCCGUGUUUGCCGACGUGGCCUUUGUCAAGGAGCACAACCUGAUGAGUCUGAAUUCGAUCAACUGGUCCCGGGUCCUCGUGCAAAUGGCCCACCACUUCUUCGCUUAUUUCCGGUGUGCACCAGCCUUAGACUUGCACCCACUGCCCCCCGUGGAGGUGGUUGUACCAUCGGGGGCUGCCGGUAACCUCGCAGCUGGGUUCAUCGCUCAGAAGAUGGGCCUGCCCAUCCACCUGGUCGUGGCAGUGAACUACAAUGACAUCAUCCACAGGACCGUCCAGCGGGGAGACUUCUCUCUGUCUGAGGCCGUCAAACCAACCUUGGCAUCAGCUAUGGACAUUCAGGUGCCGUACAACAUGGAGAGGAUCUUCUGGCUGCUAUCUGGCUCUGACAGCCAGGUGACAAGAGCCCUCAUGGAGCAGUUUGAAAGGACCGGAAGUGUGAGUCUACCCAAGGAAUUGCACAGCAAGCUUUCAGAGGCAGUAACGUCUCAGUCAGUGUCAGACGAGGCCAUCACCCAGACCAUGGGCCGCUGCUGGGAAGAGAACCAGUACUUGCUGUGCCCUCACUCAGCCGUGGCCGUGAGCUACCAUUACCAGCAGGUGGACAGGCGGCAGCCCAGCCCUCCCCGCUCUUGUCUGGCUCCCGCCUCUGCAGCCAAGUUCCCGGAGGCCGUGCUGGCUGCCGGGCUGACCCCGGAGACUCCCGCGGAGAUCCUCGCCCUGGAGCACAAGGAGGCGCGCUGUACCCCGAUGCGGAAGGGUGACGACUGGACGCGGAUGCUUCGGGGCCUGAUUGAGGACCUGAGCCGGCAGUGGCAGGGGCGCUUCCGGAAAGCGCCGGCAUAGCCAGGGUGGAGCUGGCUUCCUUUAGGCUUCGGACCCUGGGAGGUGUCCCCUCUGAGCUGCCUUGUGCACCUUCUCUCCGUGCAGGUGCCUUGCGCACCUUCUCUCCAUGCUUCGGAUCCUGGGAGGUGUCCCCUCUGAGCUGCCUUGUGCACCUUCUCUCCAUGCAGGUGCAGGAGUUUCUCAGGGUCUGGAGCCAGCGGGCUGUGCUGUUCCCUGGCUGCUCGGUGCUCUCACCGUGGCUGGC